AUGCAAGUGACUGGUAAUUCAUAUAAAAUAUUUCAGGAGCGCGCUCUCAAACGCACACCCUCGGCAAAAUGGAUGCGAUUUGGAAAACGAUCGCCAAACGCAAAAUGGAUGCGGUGA
Haemonchus placei is the source of this 117-nucleotide messenger RNA. The record is from the annotation of a GenBank genome assembly. Lineage: Eukaryota; Metazoa; Nematoda; Chromadorea; Rhabditida; Trichostrongylidae.